AUGGCCUCUUCACACUCAUUCUACAAUCUGCCUCAAGCAUCCUACCCAAUCAACAUGCCACAAAAGCCCGGAUUUUUCUUCCCGGCCCAACAACAUGGUUAUGGACGCGUAUCAGGAUCACCACCCGAAGCUCCAAACAGCGUUACAACAUCUGGUGUACCGUCGUACGAGCCGUCAUCUACCUCUAGCAACUACGCUGGCAGUGCAAGCGAUUAUGAAUCCACUAGCGGCGCCGCCAGCGUGGAUCUCCUCGACUACAUGGGCCGCCGCGUGAACGGCUCUUUCGAUCCAAUGCCACUGGAUCGAAGUCUUGCAAAGCAAGCACAGACGUCCGGUGAACUCAACGCUAAGCAACGCGAACUUUCUGAGCUACAAGCGCUGGCUCAGCGCAGAUUGGCUGGUGCUCGCAUGAGCUUUGCAGAUGGGAUGAAGGCUGCAAAGGAUGUACAGAAGGAUUUGCAGUGGACUCAGAAGCGAGUCGACUCACUGAACAACCGAGCGGCACGCAAGUACCCAGAGCAAUUCCGCACCGCACAAAGCCGGUAUCCAGCACCAGUCGAUUUCUAAAUUGGUUCGACACCUUCGAAAUUUCGCUUACCGCACUGUGGAUGACACCAAUAUACGAUUUUCGGUUUUUCCAAACUAUGGGCGGCAUUCGGUCACUUUACUAUUCCACAGCGCUUUCUCGAUUUUCUCUGUUUUCAAAAAAUGUUCCAGAGCCUUUCCAGCAAUGUUUCAAUUCCAGGAACAAGUUCCACGUUCCGACCUGUCGUUCCCAAUUUCCGCUCCACUGUGCUCCACCCUCGGCAGCCGGCCUCGCUGCUUUUAGCGUCCCACACGCCAGCUUUUCUUUUUCAGGAAUUGUGACGCGGUUCGGCCCGUUGCCUGAUGCAAGUGCUACGCGCCUGCUGACAGCUAGCGAACGAAUCGCGGCUUUUGGAUGGCGUUUGGGUCAGGAACGGGUCGGGUAGCUGACGUAUCUCCUAGAGGACGGUCGCUUCGCUAGGUACA
Bipolaris maydis ATCC 48331 is the source of this 1011-nucleotide messenger RNA. RefSeq lists its product as uncharacterized. Lineage: Eukaryota; Fungi; Ascomycota; Dothideomycetes; Pleosporales; Pleosporaceae. Gene Ontology annotation, cellular component: BLOC-1 complex; endosome. Gene Ontology annotation, biological process: endosome organization; regulation of protein localization. The record is from RefSeq and is a predicted model, not a curated record.